CUGUGCCCGUCUCUUCUCACUCGGCGACCCCGGACCCCGAGGGCAGGCCAGAGCCGCAGAGAAGGAGGGGUAGGGGGAGAGGCAGGCGGGCCAUGCCCUGGUCGCCCCGCGCCGCCCCACUUUGGGACCUGGUCCUGGGCGUACUGGGCACUGCCGCCUUCCUGCUUGACCUGGGCACCGACCUGUGGGCCUUCGUUCAGUACGUGCUCAGCGGCCGCUACUUGUGGGCAGCGCUGGUGCUGGCGCUGCUGCUCCUUGCCUCGGUCGCGCUGCAGUUCUUCAGCUGGGUCUGGCUGCGCGCCGACCCCGCGGACCUGCACGGGUCGCAGCCGUCCGGCCGCUGUCUGGCGCUGUUGCAUCUCCUACAGCUGGGCUAUCUGUACAGGUGUGUGACGGGGCUGCAGCAGGGACUGUUGGUGUGGCGGCAGGAGGUGCCCUCAGAGUUUGACAUGGCAUAUGCUGACUUCCUCUCCCUGGACAUCAGCAUGCUGCGACUCUUUGAGACCUUCUUGGAGACGACACCGCAGCUGACGCUGGUGUUGGCCAUUGUGCUGCAGAGCGGGCAGGCCGAGUACUACCAGUGGCUUGGCAUCUGCACGUCCUUCCUGGGCAUCUCGUGGGCACUGCUUGACUACCACCGGGCCUUGCGCACCUGCCUGCCCUCUAAGCCCCUCCUGGGGCUGGGCUCCUCCGUGGUCUACUUCUUGUGGAACCUGCUGCUGCUGUGGCCCCGAGUCCUAGUCGUAGCCCUGUUCUCAGCCCUCUUCCCCCGCUAUGUGGCCCUGCACUUCCUGGGCCUGUGGCUGGUGCUGCUGCUCUGGGUCUGGCUGCAGGGCACAAACUUCAUGCCAGACCCCUGCUCCGAGUGGCUGUACCGGGCAACAGUGGCCACCAUCCUCUAUUUCUCUUGGUUCAAUGUGGCUGAGGGCCAUACUCGAGGCCGGGCCACCAUUCACCUGGUGUUCCUCCUGAGUGACAGUUGUCUCCUUGUGGUCACCUGGGUGACUCAUAACACAUGGCUGCCCCGUGGGAUCCCAUUACAGAUGUUGCUGUCUGUGGGUGCCUCCAGCUUCCUUUUGGGUCUGGUUCUGCGGCUUGUCUACUACCGCUGGCUGCAUCCUAGCUGCCGCUGGGAGCCUGACCAGGUGGAUGGGGCCCGGGGCCUCCUUUCUCUCGAGUGGUGUCAGCUGCCUCAGAACAGGCGCAUGAACCAGUUGGCUCAGAACUUUUUCCCGAAGGCUAAGGAUGAAACUGUUUCCUCAGGGAAAGGAGAGGUGAAUGGGGUCAUUUGAGGUAGGGUUCAACUCUGCUUGGCGACAGAGAGACAGCAAACUAACUGGUAGACAGCAGGAGAAGAUAAGCUAAUUAUGGUGUUAUGGGCCUUGAUCCACUCAACAACAGCUUGAUGCCUGAUCUGUGCCAGGUACUGGAGACCAGAGUUGAGUAAGACAUAGGUCUGCCUUCAAGGAAUUCACAAUGUGAGCAAGAUGAGAAGGGCUGGAUCCUGGAGGGACGGUGGGCCCCAAUUAUGUACAAGACACUUUGGGAGGAUAGAAGAGAGGCUCCUUUUUUUCUCCCCAACCAACCAGUAUAACAGGUGGCCCCAAAACUUCUUAGGUAUUUUUAUCUCCCUGGCCACCUCUAAAAUAGUUGGUAGAGGAGCUAUUCUACCCUUUGGUUCCCCUCUCCUGGAGUAGAAGGCCCCAGGAACUCCUGAGUAUGGUUUCUGGAAUUCUUCCCCCCCUGUCCCCACCCCAUUCAGUCAGUUCAUUCCACAAAUGUUAAUUGAGAUCCUCUUCUGCACCAGGAACACCAUUCUAGCCUUGGAACCUGGAACAAGGUCAGCUGCCACCAUAGCUUCUUCCCCCACACUCUCCAUUCCUGGGUAGGAUCUCACAUGCUAGAGGACUGAGCCGUGGAUGCUAACUCUGGCUGGUCCCUGUCAGCACCCAAGGGCCAUAGUGCAGCUGACCCAGCCUCUGCUUCUGCUUGCAAGGGACCACCUUUCAACCAAGUGCCUUGUGAACCUGUGGUCUGGGCCAUGGCUCAACCCCACAAGUGUUUUAUUCUUUAGCCAGCAUACCUCCUACCUCAGAGUCCAUGUAUGAGGAAGAGAGUGUCUGUGCAUUGGUGUCUCUGCAAGUGAGAAACAUGUAUGUGUCAUUUUUGUUUAGCAGUAUUAUUAGUAAAACCUCAUGAAAUCUUCCAACCUAGUCUGUGUCAUGAAGCUAAAUCUACUGAAGGGUUUAAAACCUCCUGGAAAGAAGGGAUCAGAGAUGAGAUUCUCGUAAAGGCCCCUGAGACCAGAGAAGGGGCGGCUGGCUUAGGUAGGACUUCCAAACUUUGUUUCCAAGUUUCAAGAGGUGGUGAGCCCACGUGGGCUUUUCAGCUGGACAUCAGAAAUGGGAUCUGGGCUGACUGCAGUGCACGCUGCUAACCACCAGCUGUUGCUGGGCCUGGCAGGCGUAGCCCAGACACCUCUAGUACCAGGAAAUGAAUAUGAGAGCCCACAUGCAAAAGCUCUUUGCUGGUAGCUCAGGGAAGGUUUAUGAUGCAACAGGUUAAUGGGAUGUGGAUGUGGGUGAUAGUGCUGGGGAGGUGGAACCUUUUGCUGCUCUAGGAAGUCUGUGGUUUGGAGAAGCCAAGAACAGGAAGAGGGCACUGGAGAUGGGAGAAAAUGUUCCCAUCACCGUUGUGAUGGGACUGAGUAGUCUCAGUUCUGUUAUUCAUUCUAGUGAAGACACCAUAAACAGAGAAGUAAAAGUAUAUCAGAUAGUGUUAAGUGCUAAAAGAAAAAGCAGGGAAGGGGAUCAGGAGAGUGAGUGUGUGUUGUGGGUGGGAGUUAACAUUUUAUAUAGAAUGGCCGUAAGCCCUCAAGGAGGUGAGGGAAAGAGCCCUGCAGAUGCACUUCACCCCAGAGACCAAGUGGGCAGUGACUGGGGACUGUGAUAAAUGUGAUGAGAAGGAGCAGAGCCUGGGGGGAAAGUCCUGUAGGGCUGGUGGAUUGAGUCACUGUGUGUGUGUGCGCGCGUGGCGGCGGGGGGUGUGUGCUGCAGACUAUCUGUUCCUCUCUGAGGGCAGUAACUCCACUGGAUGAAGGUGGAAGGCAUGUGACAGCUAUGUUGACCUGGAGCCAGAAAGGACACAGUGAUGAGGGUUGGGGGCAGAGAUGAGAGCCUCUGGGAAGAUGGUGCUGUGCUUUUUACAUACAUGGAAUGUUAGAGGUUGAAAGAUCUUCCAGAUCAUAAAGUCCAGUGAUUUCCAGACUUGAAUUUCAGCAACCAAUAAAAUGGCCAACAUGGUUGCCAAUUUAACAAAAAAGAGCAGUAAAAACCAACAUUAUCAUUUCAUAAACCAAAGGCCAUCCAAACGAUCUCAAAAUAAAGGACCAUUCUUUUAAUUGAAUACAAUUAAACACACUCACUGUCGUAGACUGAAUUGUGUCCUCCAAAAAUAUCUGUCAACUUGGCUAGGUCGUGAUUCCCAGUAUUGUAUGAUUGUCUACCAUUUUGUCAUCUGA
Trichechus manatus latirostris (Florida manatee) is the source of this 3520-nucleotide messenger RNA. It is a transcript of the gene XKR8, whose product is annotated as XK related 8. The transcript is spliced from 3 exons. Gene Ontology annotation, cellular component: plasma membrane. Lineage: Eukaryota; Metazoa; Chordata; Mammalia; Sirenia; Trichechidae. The record is from RefSeq and is a predicted model, not a curated record. Gene Ontology annotation, biological process: apoptotic process involved in development; engulfment of apoptotic cell; phosphatidylserine exposure on apoptotic cell surface. Bases 93 to 1292 code for a protein of 399 amino acids.